Molecule: messenger RNA, 620 nt
Organism: Capsella rubella
Lineage: Eukaryota; Viridiplantae; Streptophyta; Magnoliopsida; Brassicales; Brassicaceae
Exons: 5
Coding region: 48-440 (130 amino acids)
Cellular component (GO): nucleus
Molecular function (GO): RNA binding
Source: RefSeq, a predicted model, not a curated record
AAAACAAAGAUUAGGGUUACGAAUUACGAAUUACGAAUUAGCAAACCAUGGAAGAGAUCACAGAUGGAGUCAGCAACAUGAACUUGGCGAAUGAUUCCCAGAAGAAGAACCGGAUUCAGGUUUCCAACACCAAAAAACCAUUGUUCUUCUACGUCAAUCUCGCCAAGAGGUAUAUGCAGCAGUACAACGAUGUUGAAUUGUCUGCUCUUGGGAUGGCAAUUGCAACCGUUGUUACUGUUGCUGAGAUACUGAAGAACAACGGUUUUGCUGUUGAGAAGAAGAUCAUGACUACGACUGUGGAUAUUAAGGAUGACUCAAGGGGACGUCCUGUUCAGAAAGCUAAGAUUGAAAUCACUCUUGUGAAGUCAGAGAAGUUUGAUGAGCUAAUGGCUGCAGCCAAUGAAGAGAAAGAAGCUGCAGAAGCUCAGGUGCAGAGCUGAGAAUCCUAAGUAAUAUUUUGGUUUUCAUGGUCUUUCUUUUCAUCUAGAUGCUUAUUGUUAAAAUAAGGCUCUAUUUCUUCUAUUUCAUUAAUUUUUGGCUUCAAUGUUGGAUGGUUUGUUGUAUCCGUUAGCAAUUAAUAUGAAGAUAUAGCACAACAGUAAUGGUCUCUUCACAUAAAA